This is a messenger RNA of Neocloeon triangulifer, 5042 nucleotides long. It is a transcript of the gene Ser, whose product is annotated as protein jagged-1b. Bases 457 to 4263 code for a protein of 1268 amino acids. Gene Ontology annotation, molecular function: Notch binding; calcium ion binding. Lineage: Eukaryota; Metazoa; Arthropoda; Insecta; Ephemeroptera; Baetidae. Gene Ontology annotation, cellular component: plasma membrane; protein-containing complex. The transcript is spliced from 16 exons. The record is from RefSeq and is a predicted model, not a curated record. Gene Ontology annotation, biological process: multicellular organism development; cell communication; Notch signaling pathway.
GGUGCCGUGGGGAUAAUGUGAGCGCCAGACCAACAUCAUUUAAUUUCAUCUUCGCCAGGAGGAGGAUGAGUAAGAGCGGUGGAGAGAUGAAGCAUUAUUGUGAUUGGUCCAGAGAACAAGUUGUUCGACUUCUUCUUGCUGCCGUCUCGCGGGAGGCUCGCAGUGUAGUGAGAGUAAUGGCCCUGAGCGUUGCAGAAGGUACCCCUGCUGCUGUUUAGUUGGUUCUCUCUUCUGUCAGUUGGCUGCUGCUGCUGCUGCUUCCUCCUCUCGCCUCUCAGUUGCUUGUUGUUUUCGAACCGCGGCGGCCGGAUUUUUCGCUGAUGCGAGUGCCCGUCGCGCCGAACUGGACCGCCCGAGGGUGGUGUUAGUGCGUGGAUAGUUUUUUUUUACACCGGGGGUUGCGUCGCCACCCUCUGCACUUUUGUUCCGAGUGAGAUGCCGUGACAAACACGCACCAUGCAAAUGAUGAGAAAACAUCAUUUUGCCAAUUGCUACCAGACCCUCUGCUUCUACCUGUUGCUUCUUCUACUCAUGAUCUCCGAGCACAAGGGCGUGCUGAGUUCGGGCUACUUCGAACUUCAAGUCCUGUCCAUGGUAAAUCAUCGUGGCGAGCUCAAGAAUGGAGACUGCUGUGGUGGUGAGCCACGCGAGAGGCAUACUAAUGCGUGCCAUCUCCAAUGCCUCACAUACUUCAACGUUUGUCUCAAAGAGUAUCAAAGCAACGUGACGUCAACGGGGGCCUGCUCCUUUGGCUCCGUGGACAGCCCGCCCCUCGGGGGCAACUCCUUCACCUUCUCCGACCCCGCAAGAUCUCAAACCAACCUCGUCCUUCCGUUUACCUUCAGAUGGACGAGGUCUUUCACUUUGAUUCUCCAAGCUUUUGACAAACACAACGAAAACACCAGGAUAGCCGAAGACCGUCUGAUCGAAGGGGCCACUUAUUCAGGCAUCAUUGAGCCCAGCACUGAAUGGCACACUUUGACACACAAAGGUCAAACGGCCAACUUUACCUAUAGGAUACGUGUGCAAUGUGAUGCCAACUACUACAAUGUGACCUGCACGAGCUUCUGCAGGCCGCGGAACGACAAAUUUGGGCAUUACAAUUGCAGCAAAACUGGCGAAAAGAUCUGCAUGGAGGGAUGGCAGGGGAAUAACUGUGAUGUUGCUAUUUGUAAAAAAGGUUGCAGUCAGCAUGGCAAGUGUGAUCGACCCGGGGAGUGCGACUGCAGACAAGGUUGGGAAGGCGAGUUGUGCACCAAGUGUUCGCCAUACCCGGGGUGCAAGCACGGCUACUGCAGCAACAAGCCUUGGGAGUGCAUUUGCAAUGAUAAUUGGGGUGGCAUUCUUUGCGACCAAGAUCUCAACUACUGCGGCACUCACGCGCCGUGCCACAACGGCGGCACCUGCAACAACAUCGCCCCCAACAAGUACCAGUGCAGCUGCCCCGAGGGCUUCUCAGGCAUCGACUGCGAGAUCGUGGAGAACCCGUGUGCCGUUGCCCCGUGCAAGAACAAAGGCGUCUGCUCCGAAGCCAACGGACACUUCAACUGCACCUGUGCCCCCGGAUGGACCGGACACACUUGCGAAACCAAUAUCGAUGAGUGCGUCUCCUCGCCCUGCAAGAACGGCGGCACCUGCGACGACCUGGUCAACAACUACAGGUGCAAUUGCCAGCUCGGAUGGAAGGGACCCACUUGUGAAGAAGACGUGGACGAGUGCAAAGCGUCCAAGUCGCCGUGCAUAAAUGCAGCGUCAUGCCACAACCUCCCAGGUAGCUACAAAUGCCAGUGUCUCGAGGGGUGGACCGGCCGACAUUGUGACCACAAUAUUAAUGACUGCGUUGGACAAUGCCAGAACGGGGCCACAUGCAUCGACUUGGUUAACAACUUCCAUUGUGCCUGCCUGCCCGGAUUCACAGGCAAGGAAUGCGACGUCAACAUUAACGAGUGUGAAAGCAACCCCUGCAAGAACGGAGGCGAGUGCAACGACGGAAUUGAUUCUUUCCGUUGCAUUUGUCCCGUGGGUUUUGUGGGCAAGACGUGCGAGGUGGACCACGACCACUGCAAUCCCAACCCUUGCAAAAACGACGCACCCUGUCUGGUCAACGCGCAGGAGGAGGGUUACUUUUGUCACUGCCCACAAGGCUGGGAGGGCAAGAACUGCAGCAGCCCUGUCAGCAAUUACGUGGACAGUUGCUCGGCGCAAUCUUUGUUGUCCAACGGCAGCGCCACAGGCAUUUGCGGCCAACAUGGCACGUGCGUGGCCCAACCCGGAGGCAACUAUUGGUGUCAAUGUGACCCUGGCUACACCGGCCAGUUUUGCCACGAGAACAUCAACGACUGCGCGGACAACGUGUGCAAGAACGGCGGUACUUGCGUGGACAAAGUCAACUCGUUCCAGUGCUACUGCCGAGACGGUUGGGAAGGCCAGUUUUGCCAAAUUGAUCGCAACGAGUGCGACUCGAAUCCGUGUGAGAACGACGGCUUCUGCCAGGACGCCGACGCCGACUUCAUCUGCACCUGCCGCAACGGCUGGAAGGGCAAGAGAUGCAGCCUGAGGGACAGCCACUGCGACCAGAACACGUGUCUCAACGGCGGCACCUGCAAGGACCUGGGCAACUCCUUCCAAUGCCGUUGCCCGCCCGGCUUCGAGGGCAGCGUCUGCCACAUAGCCAAAUCGCAAGCAUGCCAGUCAAAUCCAUGCAAAAACGGCGCCACGUGCGUCUCGGACGGUCUUGGCUUCUACUGCAUCUGCAAAGACGGUUUUGAGGGGCGAACUUGCGAAAAGAACUCGGACGAUUGCAAUCCGAUGCCGUGUCACAACGGCGGCCAGUGCGUGGACGGCGUCAACUGGUACCGUUGCGAGUGCGCCAACGGUUUCACAGGGCCCGACUGCAGAAUCAACAUCGACGACUGCGCCUCCAGCCCUUGCAAACACGGCGGCACCUGCUUCGACGGCAUUGGCACGUUCAAGUGCGAUUGUCCGCCUGGACGCCAUGGACCACUUUGUGAAAAAGGCGAUGUCAUUUACGAAUUGGACUGCUCUUGGCGCGGCCACUUCAUCAAACCCAACGUUUCGUGGACCGAAGACUGCAACACAUGCACGUGUCUGAACGGCCGCGUGAGUUGCACCAACGUGUGGUGCGGCCCUCGAAACUGCCGCGAGCCGCAACACGCGUGCACCGGGCCUCAGAAGUGCGUCAACGCGCCUCCUGAGAACUGUUUGGCCUCCGAGUGUGAACCGUGGGGCGUGUGCAGACCCAUUUCGUACGCCCUGCAGGACCGACCGCCCUCGCCUGACUGCUGGCCAAACCAGGCGGUGCUCAGUUCGCGGUGCGCCCGCCUCAGCCUCUUGCUGGACCGGAGCAAACUGAAGCCGGGCACCUCUGUCGAGGGCAUCUGCGGGCAACUGAGGAAGAUCGCAUCCACCUACCAGACCAUCAAUGGCGACACCAACCUGCUGGUCAUUGUGUGCGAAAUGAAGACCGGGUUCAACAACAUCAUUGAGGUCACAAUGUCGGCCAACCCGUCUGACCUUUCGUCCGAAGUGCUGGCAGUGACCGAGGGCAUCAAACUGCUAAGCGAGUCGAUCCGCUACAAACUGACCAACGCCUCCAGCCUCUCGGAGGCCAUGCUCGAGGUCAAAGUGGAGACGGUGGUGCACACGAGCGCCCCGGACGGUUCGGCCACCACGGACUGGCUGAUCGCGCUGCUCGGCCUGCUCAUCGUGGCCAUUGUGGUGCUAAUCGUGCUGGUCCUCCUGUGGCAGUGCCGGGUCCGCGUGGCGCCCAAUUUAGACGCGGGGCCUCCGGAGCACAUCGACCUGCGGACAGACCUGGAAAAGUCCAACAACGUCACCUACGAGGAGAAUCUGCACCGGUGCGCCAUUGUGUCCAUCAUUGACCCUUCGCCGAUCGGCGACCGCGACCGUUUCAGUGCCUCGUGCAGCGCCGGCUGCGGCGGCGACCUGGCCGAAGGGGUGGGAGGGGGUGUGGUGUGCGGGGACGACGGCGCCGAGGCCAUCGACCCCAACGUGUCGAACAAUCUCAACUUUGUGAAGGCGUCGAGCGCGCGGAUAUCGAACCAGCUGUUCAAACCGCAGAACCCCGACGUGAGCAAAAACAAGUCGCCGGUGAACAUGAUGGCGCACAAAGACUUCAACAAGCCCAUCAACCUGCGGGUGCUGCCGAUCCAGAGGAACGUGCAGUCGCCCGCCGACAGACAGCCGCACCAACAGCAGGACGUUUUGACUGUUAUUGUGUGAGAGAGAAAGACAAAGCUGGCGCUUGUUGUUGUUGAUUUAGUUUUAGCAGCUCUAUUUUCCAGUGAGACGGAAGUGCUUCCGUCGAGAUCGAUGAAUUUAUUAAACAAAAAGUGUGAUAGCGUUUAAGAAAAUUGCCAUCUAAUGUUAAUUUUAAAUUUAUUUAAAAUGAAAAAUUGAAAAACAGACAGAGAAUUAUUACGAUUAUUAAUAUUAUUUUAAAACUGUGACAUGUUCCUUAGUUAGUCCAGUGCCUGUUUUUUCUAUAUAAUAUUGUAGAAGAAAUCGAUUAAAUGUAAUAAUAUAUAUAUAUGAAAUUCGAAUUGAUUGACGCAAAUUCGAAAGGACUGGAGCUUUUUUAAUGAGAGAUGUAUAAAUUUUUUUAAUUAAUAUAUUUAAAAGUUGUGACUUGAGAAACAGGAUCUUUAUAUAUUGCGCCAGAUAUUGAAAAUGUGGCCUUUUAUAUUUAUAUUGUGCGGCGAAAAUGUGCGAGAUGAUGUUUGUAAGAGAGAGAGAGAGAGAGCUUUUGUAUAGAAAGAAGGGAUUCAAAGUAUGCUAUAACUACAUAAAAUGCUUCAUUUGUGAGGUGCUGUCUGAAAAAUUCAAAGUUCGCAAGAACCAAACACAUUCAAUAAUGUUUUACUAGUGCUGGAGCAGUGAUUUUCAUAUAUUUGUGUAUACAGAUUUGUACUUAAAGAUGACGAAAUUAAUUUUAUUUCUUGUAAUAAAGUCGAGAGUUCAUUAAAGAUAAUAGCUGUAGAAAAAUCUAUGACUUUUAUUAU